Messenger RNA from Struthio camelus australis, 7047 nucleotides. Lineage: Eukaryota; Metazoa; Chordata; Aves; Struthioniformes; Struthionidae. The record is from RefSeq and is a predicted model, not a curated record.
GUGUGGCAGUGGGAGAGUUUCCCCGCAGAACCUUUCUUUCGCCUCUCGCUUGGAGUUGUCCUCUACCAGCACUGCUGCAGCAGGACUGCCAAGGCGUUAACGGCUUAAUGUAUUUGGGGACAGAAUACUGAAAGAUCAGAAGAGAAGCUCGUGGCUGAUGUGACAGCUCUUGGAACUGUAUCAUCCAGGAACAGCUCUAUCUGGAGUUGAAAAAUCCAACGUGGUUUCCCAGGCAGCAGAAAUGGAUCGCUGAGAGAAUUUCAAUCUCCCGACUGCUUGUGUCUUGUGGGUAUGAGGGAUCACUAUGAAGGUGAAGAAGGUGGCAGAAAUCCUUACCUGGUGUCAAGGAGGAGGUCGUCUGUGCUUAUCUGUAGUUCUGCAUGAUGCCUCACCUUAAGCAAUAUUAGUGAGAGGUAAAAUACUAAUAUUAAUGCAAGAUUAAACUUGGAGAUCUGUUGUUCGAUCCUAGCACUCUCCAGAAUGUGUUCCUUCCCCCACAAUAGCCAUCAUACUACUUCUGUGUGUUUGUUAGAAUACAAUAAUCCAUAGAAGAGCAAGUCAUGAGCUAGAAUUGUAUUGUGCGGAUGUGGUGGUCAUAGUCAGUAUUUCCUGUAUUUAACAGCUUAGCGAUUUACUACCAUGGUUUAAACUGAAUCAAUGAAAGGCCUAGGGAAGAUGUUACAGAUAUAAUAUCACCAAUUUAGACUUGUGGGAACAACUUCAUCGGAAGGGUUGCCUUCCUUCUGAUGAUUUUCUUUUUUUUUCAACCAUAACUCUGCACAUUUACUUCCAAGGGUUCAGAAAUAGCAUAACUGGGUUCAUUUCCCAUGUUUUCUAAACCCAGUUUAGAGAACUACAGCAGCUCAAUAAUUUUCUAGAACAUUUCCCAAGAACCUGGACACUAACUUCCAGGAAAUGUAACCAAGAUUAUAUUAAACUUGGCUCCUGCUAGCAUACAAGACUGGCUGAAACUAUCUUUUUGAUGGUGAAAUAAAUAAAGACUGGAAAAAAGGAGUUCUUGUAUUGGCACCCUGGGACGAGUGAGCCUCAAACGGAAGAUAGGUACAGGGUUUCAUUGUUCUGAGUAAUCCCUUCUAUAGGAUUAAAUUCUAUGGGGUUAAAUUCAGAUACUCUGGAGUCUAUAAACUCUGUUCAAAGCAAGAUGGGGAAUUUCCCACCAUUUAUUUCUAGUAGUGCCUGAAGCCCCUUCUAGAGGCUUUCUGCCCCAAAAAGUCUGAGUGCAGAUGGGUAAGUAGAAAGUUGUUAGUGGAAAGAGAACAGCAUAUAAACAUUUUUUUUUCUACCAGUGAAUAUAAAUUGCCUAAACUAAAGCUGCACAGCUUUUUCUCAAGCUAGAGAGAGAUUCAGCACUGAACUACCUAACGUGUUUUGACACUGGGUCUCUGCUUUGGCUUACCUCCUUGCUCAGUCCAUCUUGCACGUUGACACAAAGCCUCUUGAAGAGGAAUUACUGAGCUCUGGAACAUACCAAUUCCAUUGUAUCCACAGAAUAGCAAUCUGUCCCCUUAAAUGUGCUUCUACAACAGCAAAUGGAAAAUAAAACUUGGAAUAUUUGCAGCCUUAAAGUCAUCAAACUGUUUUCAUAGAAUCAUAGAAUAACUCGGGAAGGAAGGGACAUGAGGAGCUCUCUAGUCCAACCUCCUGCUUAAAGCAGGUUCAGCUCACAGGUCAGACCAGGUUGCUUAGGGCUUUAUCCAUCUGCUCUUGCAAACCUCCAAGGACGGCGACUGCACAGCCUCUCUGGGCAACCUGCUCCAGCACUCAAUUAUCCUUAAUCACAAAAAAAACUUUUCCUUCUAUCCAGUUGGAACUUUCCAUGUUUCAAUUUAUGCUUGUCAUCUAUCAUCCUCCCACGAUGUGCUGCUGUGAAAAGCCUGGCUCUCCAGAGAAGAUCUCCCUACAUGUGAGCUGUUCCUUCAUGCAAAGGGCACUCCUCUCCCCCAUCUUCCCUGUCUCUCUUUCCUGAAGAGAUUAUAGCCAUCCGUCGCAGUCCUCCAGCUAUGUGAGCUGUUUCACCACGUCUCACUCUAACAGUGUCGUAGGUCUGUGAUUGCACGUGAAGCUCCUAUUUGGCUUCUUCCUUCAUAUCUUCCCAAUUUCAAGAAGGUCUGAAAGUUUGUUUUUUUCUCUCUACAUCUCUUUUUUGGCUAUAAAGUUUAAAUUCAGCUUUUGAACACCUCCUGGGUUUGGGUAUAUUCAUGGGUUAGCUGUUUUCAGCUUGUAAGCGUAAUGGUUGUUCACACAAAUUAUAUCUCUCAGCCCCCAAGGAGAAGGAAUCUUAGUUAUUAAUUUUAGCUUCCUCAGCUACCUGCUGACAGAGUUUGUUUUCCCCUAACCUUCCCUCUCUACCUCUCUCUCUCUUCCCCCUAACUCCUCCUUCCUAAGCUAGAAAAACUCAGAGACAUAAUCAAUCUUGGGCAGCUCUUCCUUUGGCAGCAACUCUGUUGUCUUUGAACAGGACUCAAAUGUAUAUUACUUAUUCUGUGUAGUCUUAAAUAACCAGCGAGGAGAUGGUCUGAGCCCCCUUCAUAACCUCUCUUCAUUCCAAGUUUGUAGCUAACAGAACGCUGCCUUACUGGCUGGACUCUAAAGCCAAACUUUUAUGCUAAGUACAAGCCUGUAAAAUAUAAAUAUGUAUCUGUUAUGUAUUGUUUAAUUUUUAUAUUAGGCAAAACAUAUUUAUAGAAGUAAAGGAAGCAAAGUGGUAGGAGCUCAGCUGGUAGCUGGUUGUUUUUUUCCUGAAAUCGGAGCACUGUUUCACAGUUGGAUGAAGCACUGAAAAGGUCAUUAGAAAUCCCAGAAGUUUGUAUUCAGCUCAGCCAUUGACCUUCUGGGUGGUCUUGAGCAAUUCAUUGCUGUCUCUCUGCCUCCAUUUCCACAUCUGCAAAAAACAGAUGAUCGUCUCAGCUAUAAUUGAUUAAUAUAAUUAGUAUAUGAUGCUACUGAGUGGGCAGAUCAUACCUAUACAUUCAAGAGCACUGAUGGGAUUGCUUUCUCUGAUCCAGGCAUCAUGUUCCGCAAGAAGAAGAAGAAACGCCCCGAGAUCUCAGCUCCGCAGAACUUUGAGCACCGUGUCCACACUUCAUUUGACCCCAAGGAGGGCAAAUUUGUGGGCCUUCCGCCUCAAUGGCAGAAUAUUCUAGACACACUGAGGCGGCCAAAGCCAGUGGUAGACCCUUCAAGGAUCACCCGGUUGCAACUCCAGCCUAUGAAGACUGUGGUGAGGGGCAGCACCGUGGAAGUGGAAGGCUAUAUCUCUGGGAUACUCAACGAUAUCCAGAAGCUUUCUGCCAUCAGUUCCAACACGUUGAGGGGAAGGAGCCCCACCAGCAGGAGGAGAGCUCAGUCCCUUGGGCUCCUGGGGGAGGACAGACCCCCAGACAUGUAUCUUCAGAGCCCAGAAGCAAACUGGGCAGACAAAUAUGGAAACUACCUCAAUUGCAAUGGUGGAGCCAAGGUAACCCGGAGGCAGACUAUGUGGCCAGAUUAUAAACCCAGGUUGGAUGGACAGUCUCAUCCCAAUGGUAUGGUAAUGAAAGCACAGUCCCUCGGGCCUUCAGAGUUUCAAGGUACUGAUGGCAGCUGCAUCCAACGUGCCUCCGGUUUGCAGCAUGCACCGGCUCUACUGGGGGAGAGUGAUAAGCCUGGAAAAAAGAGCUCAGAAGAGUGCUGGCCUCAACCUUGUCUAGUGGGACAAGCAAGCUCCAGGCCCUCGGGAGAAGGCAGUCCUAGCUCCAAGUCAAGGGAAAACAGCUUGAAGAGAAGGCUGUUACGAAGUGUCUUCUCCUCGUCCAGCGUCUCAAACAAGUCAGGCCCUUCCCUGCAGAUAAAGCCUAAUGCUUUCUUCAGGCCCCAGCAAUGGGGUUCGCCACGCAGCCCUGCAGCCAAAGCCCAGUCCCUUCCGUCUGAUCAGCCUGCACCUGAUUUCUCCAGGAUGGUCUCAGAAGGUGGAACCCCCCAGAAAUCACCAACAGUGGAGAAGGCGAUUGCAUUGCCACAAGGCAGACCAUCACCAGCAGGGUCUCCCAGAAACCGGCAGACUCAGACUAGUUCUAGCAACCUUCACCUUCCCCAGGACUCUUCUGCGAAAGGGCAGUUGGCUAGUGAGGACCCAGUGGUUGUGACUCAUGAGCAGUUCAAAGCUGCCCUUAGGAUGGUAGUGGACCAAGGGGACCCCCGGACAUUGCUGGAGAACUAUGUGAAGAUUGGUGAAGGGUCCACAGGCAUUGUCUGUAUUGCUCGAGAGAAGCACUCAGGGCGGCAGGUGGCAGUGAAAAUGAUGGAUCUCAGAAAGCAGCAGCGCCGGGAGCUCCUUUUUAAUGAGGUAGUGAUAAUGAGGGACUACCAACAUGUCAACGUAGUGGAGAUGUACAAGAGCUACCUGGUGGGAGAGGAGCUCUGGGUGCUGAUGGAAUUCCUGCAGGGGGGAGCCCUUACAGACAUCGUGUCUCAGAUCAGGCUAAAUGAGGAGCAAAUUGCAACAGUGUGUGAAUCAGUGCUGCAGGCUCUUGCAUAUCUUCACUCGCAGGGAGUCAUUCACCGAGACAUUAAGAGUGACUCUAUUCUUUUGACCCUGGAUGGAAGGGUGAAACUCUCAGAUUUUGGGUUCUGUGCUCAGAUCAGUAAAGAUGUACCUAAAAGAAAAUCCCUGGUAGGAACUCCCUACUGGAUGGCUCCAGAAGUUAUUGCAAGAAUACCAUACGCUACUGAGGUGGAUAUCUGGUCUCUGGGGAUCAUGGUGAUAGAGAUGGUAGAUGGGGAACCCCCCUAUUUUAGUGAUUCUCCAGUCCAGGCAAUGAAGAGACUCCGUGACAGUCCUCCUCCCAAACUGAAAAACUUCCACAGGACUUCCCCAGUGCUGAGAGACUUCUUGGAAAGGAUGUUGACACGGGAUCCGCUAGAAAGAGCAACGGCACAAGAGCUCCUGGAUCACCCCUUUUUGCUCCAGACAGGACUUCCAGAGUGCCUGGUCCCCCUUAUCCAACAAUACAGAAAGCGUACCUCUACCUGCUGACUUUGCGUAAGGGGAAACGCUAGGAAAAAGUAAUUUUAAUAAUAAACCAAGAGACCACGCUCUCGUGAGACAGGUCUCAUCCUGUGAAUGGUGCUUGAGACUUGUCAGUGAUCCUUUUAGAGGAUGAAUGUGAAUAUUCUCCUUGCAGCCCCAGCCUUUUGUGGCUUCUCUUUUGCUGAAGACAAUCAAUACAUACUUGAUCCAAGUAAGACCAAGUACAUCUCCAGAAUAAAGCGGGCUUUUCAUGACUUCUGGAUUGCUUCUUCUGAAGAACGGCUUUCCUAAGCAGAGUCUGACAUUGUCUGUCUGAAUGUCUGCAAGUUCCUGCAAACCUUGGCUGCUGGCUACUGAACUAUAUUUCCCCAUUAGAAAUGUGAUUUUUGUUUUAUUUAGUUGUACACUGGAGUCUUGAGCUGACUCAAACAUACAUUUUGGGGCACAGGCCCCUUUAAACUCUCAAACAAUGCACAAAGACUUUGCAAAUUUUUCCUCUGAGACUUUUUCACAGAUGAUUUUAUCUCUUUUGGUUAAAUGUGGACUAGAUACCUGUACAUAUUUUCCUGGGAAGCAGAUGUGUUAUGUAUAUAUUUGCAGGAAAGCCGUCUGAAAACAUCGACCUGCUUCUCUUUUGCUGAGGCAUAUGUAUGGUUUAGUGACAAGACUAACACGUGGUCAAUCUUCAAUUCAUUUCACGAUCUUAAGCUUUUGGAGGGGAAGCACUUGGAUACAGGCCUCAAAGGGGUCUCUGUGAAGACCGUCUUUCCUGCCAACAGAAUCUCGUGGUUGAAAAUUCACCAUAUGCAAAACCUCCAGCGCUAGUUGGAAUGGGAGGGCAAUAGUGUGCUUGACAAGGAGAGUCUAUGACAGCUUGUAUUUGGGUUUCCAAACCUCUCUCUUCCUAAGCCCUGUCUCCCAGGAGAGGCAGAGAAAUGCUGCUCUGAGGCAAUCAUUGGUUAGUGCUUUGGGGAUGCUCUAGGAGACUGAAUGCAGAAGUUUCAGCCGUCCUGUGUAUCCCAGGAGAGAUUUUUGUUUUUCCUAGUGAGACUGUUCCAUCUCUGCUGUUUGCUACUGCAAAACGUGGGGACAAAGGAAACUUUUGAUGUAUGUUUUGUUAUUGGUAUGGCCCCCUCCCCCACCCCUUUGAUAUGUUCAGAAGGUUAUUUGUUGUCUAAGCAGCUCUUUCAAUUAUUUGUAAAUGGAUUUAGGUGUUUUGUAUGGUAAGUUUUUUGAUCGGUGAGAUAGUUGAGGUCAUUGGACUCCAGGUCAGGAUGUAACGUUGUACAGUAAUGGUGAGUAUUGUUGUGAGGUCUCAAGAAUAUAGUCUCAUAUGUGAAACUGGGAUCCCAUUUUGAAACUGAAAUGCAAAUUUACUGGAAUUUAAUUUUACUGGAAUUUACUGUUCUUGGGACAGGCUUACUGGCUCAGAAACGAACCUCGUAACUUGCAUUUUCUUCAGAAGAUGUUUAAAAAUCUCUAUCCUCUGCUCUUCACUUCAGUUACAGAUCCUGCUUCAAAAUUGAAGCUGCAGUUAAUUACUUGAAGUAAUUCGGGAUGGAAUUCAUCAGCACUGAUGCUGCUCAUCUAAACAGUGGCCACCCCGUCUGCAAAGCAUAUGGGUUGCCUCUGUAGACCAUGGCAAGAGAGGAACACCUUCAGAGCAGAGGGGGAUUAAUCUCCAGUUUCUUAGAUACCUCCUGUAGGAUGAAAUCACUCUCUCUUGAUACCACUCUCCCCAUGGACAGUAGAGGGAUCAUCAGUGAUUUGUCUCGACUAGAUGCCUAAGUUUGGGGAUGAUGAAGUUGGUUGAAAUGAAUUCCUUUAGCUCAUCCUUGGCUGCACUGGAAAAAUUUUGAUGUAAAAUGUUUCUGUAUUCCAGAUAUACUGCUUUUUUAUGCAGAAGAGCAGGGCUUUAAAAAAAGUUUAUAAGUUGAAACAAAUAUUCCUGCUCAUCUGUAGUGGUGAAUCCUUUGCACUUGUGUUUUAAAUUAAAGUAGAUCUUGAUUUAUUCAUAA